This is a messenger RNA of Botrytis cinerea B05.10, 4664 nucleotides long. RefSeq lists its product as hypothetical. Bases 548 to 3598 code for a protein of 1016 amino acids. Gene Ontology annotation, molecular function: nucleic acid binding. NCBI's taxonomy places the organism in Eukaryota, Fungi, Ascomycota, Leotiomycetes, Helotiales, Sclerotiniaceae. The transcript is spliced from 2 exons. The record is from RefSeq and is a predicted model, not a curated record.
GUGUGCAAGCCCCCACGAGUUUGAGGCUCGAGGGAGGAGGUGUACAUCCGUGUUUGAUGUUACCCUCAGUAAAAUUCCAUUGCUAUAUACAAUGUAUCGAUAGACCACUUGCAAUAAGUGAGAUAUUAGUCUUUCACAAUCCUCAAGAUAUUCAGUAUCUUCUAGAAUUCUGUACACGAGAAACCCCUUUCAUGUGUAGCCUAGAUGCUUCUGGUGAAAGAAUCCAUCACCCACUAUUGAUGAUCUUGCUGCACCAUAUGUACAGUCCUAUUCAUAGAAAUGGCUCUUAAGCCAAUCAUAUGAUUUGUGUGUAUUCAUAUAUACGUACUUUUUACCACUGACUGUCAUACAUUUUCUCUUGAUUUUCCUAUUGCUCUUCAUAUCACCAAAAUAUUUGAAGCGCAGAUAUUGGAUUCCACCAUCAACCAUUGUCAAAGUUAGAUCUGACAUCGAUACUUUAACUGUUCUCUCCCAACCUUCACUUUCGACCAGUACAUGUUCCUAACGCUGCACUUGUUACUACCGUCUGAACUCGAGAAUUCUAAACAUGUCAUCAAGCUCUCAAAGCGGCGACCCUCAUGGCGAAAUUGAUCUCCCUAGCGACGACUUACGCUUGAGCUGUGCAAAAAGUGAACGGUACAAUGAUUCAAAUACUUAUUCACCACCAUCAUCCUCUUUUCCCACAGUCAAUCCUUUGUAUCCAACAAUCAAACAAAGUAACUUGCUCUCUUUAAAUCCUCUUGCAACAUCCUUUGAAUUUGCAGAAACUCCAUCAUUUUUCCACCCGCCUCGUCUACCUUCUUCUUGCUUACUUCCUUCUCCACCUGCCUUUGUUGAUAUAUCACCUUUUCUUUAUCAACAACAGAUCAUAGAUCGACAGCAGCAAAUCCUUAUUUCAAUAAACAAUUGGAACGCGCCUUUCACUGAGACCAUGGCAUCCUUUAGUUUGCCCACUGGUCAGCCAGCUCCAAAUGCAUUCCAAUACAAUAACAACCCACAUGGCUUCCCACCACCUCUAGCAAACCUCCAAAAUACAAGUCAGGAUUCAGCAAAUUCAAACGAUUCCUUCCGAACACAAGUACCACUCCCAUGGAACCUGCCAUCCGAUUAUGAGGAUAAUAAUGGAGUUGAGAUGUGCGAUCCAAGUCCUUUUGCUGAGCCUCCACCCUUUGUCACAUCUGACUUCAGCAAUGGACGCGCUCAGUUUCAACCAUUUGCUAAUCAGAAUUCCACGAUAAAUGGUGCUCCUGCUGAAGCUUAUGAUCAUGAAAAUGGAUACCAUAUGCAACAACAGCAAGCUUAUCAGCAAGAAAACCAUGGUAUGGGUAUGAAUGGUAUGAACGGCAUGCAUGGCAUGAAUUCAUUCAAUGGUGCUAACAACGCAUAUCAAUCGCCACCUUACAAUGGGCAAAUUGGAGGACCUACAAACCCUCAGAUGGGCGCCGGUCACACUGGAAAUUUUCAGCAUCAGCACCAAAAUCAAUUCAGCUUCAAUGGGCAUGGUGGACCUCCAACGCAACCCAACUUCCAACAGCAGAACAUGGGCAUGCGACCACAAUUGCCACAAAUCGCUACUCAAUUUCCUACAAAUCCCUACGGUGCUCAAUACAACCAGACCUACUCUGCUCCACCAAUCGGAAUGAAUCCAGCACAAUUUUACAACAAUGGUGGCGAUAGCAAUUAUCGUGGUCCAAAUUCUACACCAAGUUCAGCCUCGCGUAUGGUGUCCAACUUGAAAUUCAGCAAUCUCAGCCUUGGCGGCAUGAGUCCAAAUGGUGCUGGCCUGAACGGCAGUCAGAACAAUGGUUAUGGCCAUGGCAGCGGCGUUGGUAAUAUCAGCAACAUCAGUGGUAUUGGCCACAAUGGUUUAGAGCAGAGUCGUUCUAAUGGAAGCUUCUCGGCUGUAGGCAACAAUAACAAUAUGGCUGCCAAUGCUCGCAACGCACAGUAUUCCUCGCUUACAUCUGUCGGUAAUAUUCAUCAUCCACUUCCUCCAAAGCCACAAUUUCAAGCGCAAAACGCCCAUAUUUCCAAACAAAAUACUGGCAGCCAUCCUUACACAACCACUAACAGCAAUCCUCGAUCUGUUGUUCAUACUCCUCAACAGCAAAAGCGAAGCCUUCAAAGUGAGGAAACUGAGCAAAGUCAAAAGAGCAGCAACGGCAUUCAAUCACCUGUAUCAUCCAACGGUCGCUCGCUAUCUGCUGCCAUUCCUGCUUCCGAGCCGAGACCUAACUUCACACCCUUGCUUCGAUCUAAUCGCGGCACAUCUAUCACCGCAUCUGUAGAUCGUGCUCAGCACGUUAACGAUUGGGUUCAAAAUACACCGACUCGUGGCAGUGUUUCACGCCAAAACUCUGUCACAAUUGAGAGUUUUGCUGAAGUUGACAAUACUCCUACAAUGCCGAACUGUGAAGCUGGUAGAGAUCCUCGCCCAAUCAAUAGCUCCCAUGACGGCAUCCCAGGCGGUUUUACCCCACGCGCCCUUAGCGUUAAUCCGUUCAAUCCUGUCACCACGCUUGCUCCUUUCAGCCCAAAUUCUCGUUAUGGAGAUGCUGGUGGUAUGAGCCCCUUGCUUCGCGAGUUGACCAGAAAUGGAACCGUCAGGCCAACUGCAGAAGAAGCUCUUGACAUGCGAUUCAUGCCCUUCGAGGAGUACUGCCGCCAAGCUAAGCCUGCGCAAUAUGGUGUUAUGCGAAUCAAAAACAUUCCAUAUGGUGUAACAAGACAAGAGAUUCUUGCAUUCCUCGGCCGCAAUGCAAAAAUCGCCGCCUCGAAUGAUCACGAGCCCAUUCAUAUCAUUAUGGAGCGUGUAACUAGCAAGACACUCGACGCUUAUGUUGAGUUUGUCAGCUUCACUGAGGCUUCAAAUGCAAUCACACGAUUCGAUAUGAAUCGCAUGGGUGGCAGAGGUGGCCGUCUUGGGCAGCGCCAUGUUGAAGUCGAGUUGUCUUCCCAGGAAGAGUUGAUGAAGCAGCUUUUCCCGAAGGCCAAGAACGUUGAGUGGCACGGCAAUAAACCCACGAUUAUUGAUCGUGAUGAGAAUGACAAGUAUAACUCUGGUUUCCAGGGUUUCGUCAGCCGUGAAGAGUUGGUUAUGCUGGUUAAGCAUGUUGAGUCUCCACAACGUGUAAGUAAUUAUAAGUCUGUCCGAGUGAUUCGAAAUCAUACUGAUAUUUUUCAGUCCCCAUUCUCUAAGGAUUGUCCCCAGCGACCAUUCGAAUGCCUUGUCAGCACCUUGAUCAAGUUUCCUUGGGCAAUGGUCAACCACAUUACUUGCCAAGAUCGCGAGUUAUUGUACAAAGCCACAAUGCAAUUGCUUGGGUUGCUCGUUGAACGUGUCGACAACAAUGAUGAUCCAGUCAAUCUCAAUGCCCAAUUGUUGAAGCGAGUUUGGCGUACUGCUCUUAAAUGCGAAGGUUUUAGUCCUUGUAUGAAAGACAACAUUGUUUAUAAGUUGAAGAUUGAUUCCACAACCGCCUUCGAGUGUGGCGUUCCACCACAAGCAGAUCUCUGGAGCAAUGUCUGGACCAUUGGACCAAGAAAGGAUGUUGCGUAUGAUCUCGUUCAGGUAAGUCCCACGAGAAAUCUUGAUUGAUCGAGAGCAGAGGCUAAUCAACAAUAGUACUAUGUCACGCUUAUUCAUGACGCAACUACUGAGAAGAAGCAACUCACCUUGGCCGAGAAGGCUGCAGCCAGAGCUGAAGAGGUUCCUCGCCUUCCAAGCCUAUUUGGAAAUCUUGACACGCUCGUUGAUUACACCAAUUGCCUUGACUUGACUCUUGCUGAACUUGCCGUGAAGGAGUGGGCUGCAUUCGAGACAGCGAUUCGACGAGCACUUACUCCAGCUUUGGAGGCCGGUUCAUCUAACUGAUAGAACCAUACCUACCAAGCAGUGGAUACGUCCUAGUCUCUAAUUUUCGAUACCACUUUUCAUUUGUUUUUAUUUCUCGGACAAAAUUUGUCGACCCUUUCAGGCAUUCCACGGCAUUCUCGUUAAGCAACUUUGAUAUUUGGAUAGGCUCGUUCUUCGAAUCUUUCCAAAAAUUAUAGCAGCUGGAUUCGAAUUAUCUUGGAAUUCUCAAUUGUCCUCGAUUGCUCUUAUUUUCUACUUUCCUCAUAUUACAUCUGUCCACCACCCGUAUGGUGAUCCGUGAAGCCAUUCUCCAAACCAUCGAAAUACCGUCAUGUCACUGAAGGAACAGCAUUGUUGGUAUCCUUCUAUUCACACCCUGAAGGGUCUUACUAUCGAGAGAAGUCCGGCAUGUUUGGUCUCACCUAAGUCGUCAAAUUUUGCAUGACCUGUUCUUGCAUACUUUCCUCACGACAGCUUUCGAUGCUCUGGUGAUUUGCGAAAUCAAUUGAAGGGAUUUGAGUUAUUAAAGUUAUUUGAUUGAUUGGGAUACUCGAUUUGAGAUUAUGAUGAUUUGGGUCAAGUUUCUUCUUUGGUUGCUUCGAUUCUUGAGGUCACUUUAAUGACAUCUUGAUAUUUGCAGCUUUGUAGUUGUCCACUCAGAUAGUACAAAUCCAAUACCAUAAGUUUUCAAUACUGUGCAAUUACCAAUCGUGAAUAUCAUGUCUCUAUGUGAAGAAAAUGUGAAUGAAGAGCUUGUUGGAUGAUAGUAAAUGCAAGUAGGAAAUAAAUCCAGAUAUCUGGUGGUUGA